Molecule: messenger RNA, 2209 nt
Organism: Hyalella azteca
Lineage: Eukaryota; Metazoa; Arthropoda; Malacostraca; Amphipoda; Hyalellidae
Exons: 5
Coding region: 102-482 (126 amino acids)
Source: RefSeq, a predicted model, not a curated record
CAACGCCGAGCGAAACGUGUUGUCUGCAUCCCGUGGAGUUUUGUCUUCACUGCAACGCUAAUUUUUGUUCAUCCUCGAAAACUUAAACGGACCUAGAAAGGAUGGUUUCUUCCAGCACUGCCGGCACCAGCGCCGCUGCCGUCGUCGCCGCGGCGCUCAUUUGUGCGCUGCUACUGCCGCCUGCCGCAGCCAGACCGCAGUCAGGCUUCGCCCUAGAGAAGCGCGUGAGUGACCAGCGCCUGGCAGAGCUCGAGACGCUGCUGGCAAUGGCUGUCAACAGCCGCAGGAUGGCUGAGAUGCCUGUUGGCUUCGGACUCAUCGACCCCCAUGCCAUCGGCCGCCGCAAGCGAUCCCUCCACCCUCUGUCGGAUGCGCUGCUGCAGGAGCUGUCGCGUAACCCUGUCGCGUACAGCAACCUGCAGCAGGUGCUCAGCUCCUACGCCCAGCAGGACGACCAGCAGGACUCCAUGGCCAAGUGGUGAAACGCGCGUCGCCUAUAGUGCCAAUCUUCCAUUUCGCCAAAACAAAAUCUGUUGUGUAACUUUAACUCCCCGCACCCUGUACCUCCUGUAGAAGUAGUGAUAUAGCCGGCGCCCUGCUACGAGUGAUGACAUCUUGCUCCACGUGAUGACAUUGCUCCACGUGAUGACCUCUUGCUCCACGUGAUGACAUCUUGCUCCACGUGAUGACCUCUUGCUCCACGUGAUGACAUCUUGCUCCACGUGAUGACCUCUAGCUCCACGUGAUGACAUCUUGCUCCCCGUGAUGAUCUCUUGCCCCACGUGAAGACCUCUUGCUCCACGUGAUGACCUAUUGCUCCACGUGAUGAUCUCUUGCCACACGUGAAGACCUCUUGCUCCACGUGAUGCAUCCUGCUCCAUGUGAUGGCAUCUUCACCAUCUGCUCCACGUGCUCAAUUCUUGCUCCACUAGCUGACAUCUUCACCACUCGCUCCACCUGCCAAUCACUCCACCACUCGCUCCACAUGCUUCAUUCUUCACUUCGACCUCUUAAACUGCUUUUAAAAUCUCCAGGCAUAUUUAAGAACAUUCAUCAAUGAAUUUGUCCAGAUAUUUUGGGGGCUAUUAUUCUUGUCUUUCUUUUGUUUUCAUCAAACAUUAGAAUUUGUUGCUAUGAUUAUCAGACGUUUAUUUUUAGCAUACAUGACAUGCAAGGCACUUAAAAGGAAUUUCGUUGCAAGUUUCUAUCAAUUUUAACAGCCAGUGACACAAACGAUACUUGUCAAGAUCUGUUCCAGUCCCCAAUGCAUAUGGAAAUCGGCCUAAUAAUCACAAAUAUUAUCCGACAGAAUUUCAUUGUCAAUUUUUUUUGCAGCUAGUGAAAAUGAAUUAAAAUAUUUACCGGUUUUGGAUAUUAGUUCACCACAUGAGUAUCAUGUUUGGAUGCUGUUGAUCGAGUUUGAAACGUGCAGUGAUGAUUCAUGCCCCUAAAUUGAAAAUUUAUUUCCAAUCUUGUUUGAAUUUGGAUGCAGUUUUUUAUGACUAUUCACCCGGCAAAGAACUGGUGCAGUAUCAACUAGAACUACAAGAAGAACAAAAGUGUACAUGGUUCAAUGUACAUGAUAUGUUAUCAUAACGUUAUUGCAUACGUUUCUAUUUAGCGCCCUAGGAUUCAAUCCUUUGUAUUUCCUUGGAAAUACAAAGGAUGGGUUUUGUCAUGGAAAUCAUUGCCAAAUGCGAUUAGAAAUUCAUAAACAACUCGUUAGCUUUUUUCUAAUUGAAUUCCACCAUCAUAUUUGACUUAGUUCAUAAUAAGUGUUGAGCGUGUGGCGAAAAAGCAGGCACGGUUUCUUCGAAAUUUGCAGCGGCUCGAGGAAGACCUUAAGGCGAAAUUCCGAGGCCUUAGCCUGCGAAAGAAAUUCCGUAGCCUUAAUUGCCCUGAGCUUCGCAAGAAAUCCUUUAAUGUGAGGGAUUUGAAUUUUUAUCGGCAUCUGACAGAAUGAAACAGUUCAGCAAUAUCUUGAGUAUUUAAUUUUUCAUAAGAAGUUCAUGAUUGCAGUCUGCGUGACUUGGACCUGUAGCGUUCUGAACGUCUGAUGUCUGCAAACUAAAUAGAAUUAUUGUUCUGAACUUGUCCUAAUGAAGUGACUGUUUAGAGAGCGAAGUUUGUUAACCUUUAAAAAUUGUACCGGAUUUACCGACUUGAACUCAGUAUGUCUCAAGAGCAGACCCUAAAAUUUGCUAAACUC